This is a messenger RNA of Phytophthora sojae, 741 nucleotides long. RefSeq lists its product as hypothetical. The transcript has 2 exons. The record is from RefSeq and is a predicted model, not a curated record. NCBI's taxonomy places the organism in Eukaryota, Oomycota, Peronosporomycetes, Peronosporales, Peronosporaceae. The annotation marks the transcript as partial.
AAGUCAAAGCCCUUGUUCUUCUUCCUGGGCGACUCGAUCACGGAGCAAGCGAUUGAUCCAGCGAAGGGCGGCUACAUCCCACUACUGCAAAACAUGGUCUCCCGCUCGGCUGACGUCGUCGCCCAUGGACUUUCGGGCUACAACACACGAUGGGUGCUGAAGUACGCCAUGCCGGUCGUGGAGGAAGAGAUCAAGAGCCGCACGUACACUCCGUCGGUAGUCACGAUCUGGUUCGGCACCAACGACGCCGUCAUCAUGGACGGCAGCAGAGCAGAGAAGCACGUCUCGGUUGAAAACUACCAGGAAAACCUGGUAACCAUCGUACGCAAGUUCCAGGAGCUUCUGCCUUCGGCCGACAUCCUGCUGAUCACACCGCCACACGUCGAUGACGAGGCCAGACGCGAACAUGCAGAGGAAAAUACCGGCAAGUUCAAGGGAGUCGUGGACCGCUCUCACGCCAGGUCGGGCAUGUACGCUCGUGCAUGCGUCGAGACGGCCAACAAAAUUGGGGUGCCCGUGCUAGACUUGUUCACGUAUUUCAGCAGCGAGCCUGAAUCGGUUCGGAACUCGCUGCUGUGGGACGGACUGCACUUUACUCCCAAGGGCCACGUCAUCGUGAGCAAGUUGAUUCUGGACAAGAUGAAAAGCGAGUUUCCUGCUGUUGAGAAAGCGCUCAAAACCUGGAAGAUCAUUGGAGCUAGCGUACUGUGCGAGACCGACCCAUGGGUUCCAGGCAAUACC